Messenger RNA from Cricetulus griseus (Chinese hamster), 330 nucleotides. NCBI's taxonomy places the organism in Eukaryota, Metazoa, Chordata, Mammalia, Rodentia, Cricetidae. The record is from RefSeq and is a predicted model, not a curated record.
AUGGUGAAUGUUCCUAAGACCCCCUGGACGUUCUGCAAGACACGUGGCAAGCACCAGCCCCAUAAAGUGACACAGUACAAGAAGGGCAAGGACUCUUUGUAUGUCCAGGGAAAGUGGUAUUAUGACAGGAAACAGAGUGGGUGUGGUGGGCAGACUAAGCCUAUUUUCCAAAAAAAAAAAAAAAAGGCUAAAAGUACAAAGAAGAUUGUGCUGAGGCUUGAGUGUGUUGAGCCCAACUGCAGAUCUAAGAGGAUGCUGGCUAUUAAGAGAGGCAAGCAUUCUGAACUGGGAAGCGAUAAGAAGAGAAAGGGUCAAGUGAUCCAGUUCUAA